AUGGCGAUAAAUGGCGAUUUAAUGCAACGGUUCCGUUCAUGGAAUGAUGAAUGGAGCAGUGUUGAGCAAUCAGGAGCACAUGCUGCUGCUGUGCUGCUUAACUCAACUGUAAGCCUGCUCAGUCUGCUCACUAUAGGAGUUGUACACUCUCUUUCUCGGCACAAUUACCACCUGUCAAAAUCACAAUCUUCACGGCUUCUUGCAAGCAGCUGGGUCCUUGUUGCGCUACUUCUCCUAGCCGAUUUUCUGCUCGUCCGAACGUCGCGAUCGCUGAUACUGGCUGUUCCAUUUCACCUGGCUCUACUGUCUGUAUUUCUGACGCUCAACCUUAUUAUCCAUCCUCUAAAUCUCAUACUUCUGAGCAGAAGUCGGUCAAAUUCCCAGGAACCCGAACGUGUACGAAUGCUUGAGGAGUCAGCUACAGCAUCAUUAUGGUUGCUGUUAAACAGUCUAUCAUUCAUUAUCAUUGUGAUGAUGGUAUUUUGGGAGACUAAGAGGAGUAGCAAGGAAGUUGACUCGAUCAUGGGCAUUGAAAUGGCCGCCUACUCAGUACACUGCAUCGCAAAUCCACUUAUAGCUGUUAUUCGCGACAGAAGACUAGAGGGCACACUAGCGCAUAUUCUAAUGCGGAAUAAGCGAACAACCGGGAAAUGCACAGUGCUUUUUACUCAAACGAAGAACAGCUUGCCAGACACCCGACGAGGAACUGAUAGUGGCGUUAAUGAGGGAUCCACCCCCACCCUACUCAACGUAGAGGACGUUGACAUUACGGCAUUUGUUCGCGGAUUAUUGUACAUUAUUGUAAAGUUAUCCAGACUUCUAUUAGCAACGAGUGGAGACGAGUAA
Molecule: messenger RNA, 846 nt
Organism: Strongylus vulgaris
Lineage: Eukaryota; Metazoa; Nematoda; Chromadorea; Rhabditida; Strongylidae
Source: the annotation of a GenBank genome assembly